Molecule: messenger RNA, 483 nt
Organism: Cladophialophora carrionii CBS 160.54
Lineage: Eukaryota; Fungi; Ascomycota; Eurotiomycetes; Chaetothyriales; Herpotrichiellaceae
Exons: 2
Coding region: 1-483 (160 amino acids)
Source: RefSeq, a predicted model, not a curated record
AUGCCUUUUUCGCCGUUUGUCGUGUACGGCCCGGGCAUCGGGGAAGACCGGAAGGAGGGCCAGCUCUGGCGGUUCUGCGAAUAUUUGACCGACAAGGCCUUUAACUUCACCAUCCACGAGGGUAGUGGUAAUCCUGCAGCCAAUGUGGUGCCGGGCGUUUGCGAGCUGUGGGAGUUCCCCGGAUACUACGCCACGUUCCUUAAGGAUUAUCCGAUCGUCUUUGGACUCGCCUUCGACUACAACGGAUGUUCUUCCGCGACCGACAAGCAUAGGAAUGGGAUCAACAUGCCGGACUAUGGCACCAGCGAUUGCUAUCACGCCUUCGAGUCACUGCUUGUGGAGAAGUGUAUCUUCACAAACGACGUGAUGGCUCAGAUGAAAAUGGGCAAAUAUCCCGUAAUCGGCGGGAUGCUAUUCAAGGACUGUAUGCGCUGGACGGUCAUGGCACCGAGACACGACCUAGCACCACCACCACUCCAUUAG